CUUUUCCUGUGCCCACUGUCCGAUUGUUCAUUGUUGACACUGGUUCAAAUUAAAGUAACGGUUGUUUACAUGUGGUUUUAUUAAUUAGAACAAAAAAACCAACUCAGUAUGAUAAAAAAUAAGGAUAUUGACGAAAAUAUUGCCUGCCAUUUAAACCAAAUUCUUAAAACUGUUAUACAACAGGACGAAAAUGAAGAAAUUGCUAAUGCAGAACUCACUUCUGAGAUUUUGUCUAAACUAAAUAUUAGCAUCAACAAACUGCCCCCAAAAUCUCUGAAGAUCCUCCAGGACUGUGUAAAAUACAGAGAUUUAACUUUAGACCCAAUGUCAAUUUCCUUAUUGGAAACAAAGGUAAUUUCUGAAAAAUUUCAAGAUGAAUAUGAAAUUUUAAAGUUGAAUCAAAUGAAUGCAAGGCUACAAAUGAAAAUAGACAGAAAUAACAAGUAUAUUGAAGGUUUAAAGAAAGAAUUACUAUCUUCAAGGCAGUCACUGAUGCAACAAAACCCAAACCCUGAGAAUAUCCAUGAGAGUAUUCGACAGGUGAAGCAGAAAUUAGCGGUAUAUGAACAAAGCUGUGAAAAGGCUAAGACAAACUUCGCAAGUCUAAAAGUUGAUGAAGUCAUCUUGCCGAAAUCCUUGAUGUCAUUGGUGACGUCACUGGCCGCUUUACGUGAAGAGGCAGCUAACCUAAAACGCGACGCUGAUGAUGUGCUCUUUAUGAAAGAAGCAGUUUCCAAUAUGAAAAUGAUUCGCGGAUAAUUGUUUAAAUAAUUAUAUCUGAUAUAUUGUAACAUGCCACAUGCUCUUGAGUAUUUAAAAUUUAUACAAAUGUAGAUUGCAAGUUUCAAUCUGUAAAAAACAAUGUUUUGUUAGUUCCUAAUGAUUGAUUUCAGUUGAACUUGCAUGAUGUUAAUUAAGCAUAAUAAUCCUUAUAUUAGCUUCUGAUGUUUUUUUUAUGUAGUGAGGUAUCUAUGAUAUUGUAUUGCAAUAAUAAUAGGGGCGAAAAGUCGUUCUCCACUCUACACUACACCUAUAUGGUCCUGUAACUAGCUUUACAUUCCUACUAAAAUAGAAAUGUAUUUUUAUAACAAAUAAAGACAAAAUAAUGAUAUGAUGAAAUAAGAAAUGUCCAGCACUGCAAAACCGGGCUGGUAGUUAGUCAACGUACGCCCGAACCCAAUAAUUAAUCCACAAUCCCAGAUUGAAAACAAUCUGAGAUCAGACUGUGACAGUCGAUCUGACUCCUAUCUAAUAUCAAUCCGUCGAUUGGUUAUUGGCACACUUUUAUCAAUAUUUGAUGUUAGUUCUCUAUCUGGGAUAGAAAAUGGAUUAAGAUAGGUUAUUGGGUUUGGGCGUUAUAGAUUUUCUAUUUAAGUGUAAUUGCGUUUAAUAAAAUAAAAAAAUA
Messenger RNA from Pieris rapae (cabbage white), 1405 nucleotides. RefSeq lists its product as uncharacterized. Bases 109 to 759 code for a protein of 216 amino acids. The record is from RefSeq and is a predicted model, not a curated record. The transcript has 3 exons. Lineage: Eukaryota; Metazoa; Arthropoda; Insecta; Lepidoptera; Pieridae.